AUGGUAACUGGGGAUGAGAAAUGGGUCACAUACGACAAUCUUGUGCGAAAACGAUUAUGGUCAAAGCGCGGUGAAACAGCUCAAACGGUGCCUAAACCAGGAUCUAACGGCCAGGAAGGUUCUGCUGUGCAUUUGCUAGUGAUUGACCAGAAAUGGCCAGAAUUAGCCAACAGAAGAGGUGUUGUGUUCCAUAAAAACAACGCCAGGCCACACAUGUUUGUAGUGACUCGCCAGAAACUCCGGGACCUUGGUUGGGAAGUUUUAAUGCAUCCACCAUAUAGUCUGGACCUGGCACCAAGUGAUUACCAUCUUUUUCUCGCAAUGCAAAAAUUCCUGACUGAUAAGAAAUCGGCAUCAAGAGAAGAUUGUGAAAAUCGAUUACUAGAGUUUUUUCCCAAUAAGGACCAAGACUUCUAUGAGAUAGGCAAUCCGAAACAUGUUAAAUAA
Molecule: messenger RNA, 447 nt
Organism: Vespa velutina
Lineage: Eukaryota; Metazoa; Arthropoda; Insecta; Hymenoptera; Vespidae
Product: histone-lysine N-methyltransferase SETMAR-like
Exons: 2
Coding region: 1-447 (148 amino acids)
Molecular function (GO): nucleic acid binding
Source: RefSeq, a predicted model, not a curated record